UGAAAGUAGUGGAUAUUACAGUUGAUUAGAAAACUAUCCUGUGAACUACAAAAUCACCAUCUAAUUCUAGCUCAGAGUGACUAUUCCAAAUAUAUUUCUGUUGCUUGUGUGCCUUCAUGGAAACUGGUUUAAAAAAUUUCACUUUAUGUUUUUAUCACUCGUGAUCUUGCAGCUUAAAUUUGUGUACAAUUCAACACAAAUUGCUAAUUGCAACUCAAAAUUCUGAAACAACUGACACAAAAUAGAGGCAUAGUUUUUUUACAGUCAGAAUUAUCUGUUUGGAGCAUAUCCACAUACUCAGUUUUACCUUGUAUUUUUUAUUGAGUUGUGCAAUGAUGAUGGUUAUAAAGCGUGGAACAGUGUUCCAUUUAUUUUCAUGGAUAGUGUUUCAUUGAGAUGAUAGUUAUGCAAACCAUGUGUUAAUAACCAGAAAGGAGACUGACGCCAUAAUCUGUUGAAAUUUAAAAUUACAGGCGGAAUCUUGUAUAGGUCCGAGCGGCAUGGGCUGUGGCAACACGUGAGAUGGAAUUGAUGACGGGUCUAGCAAGGCCGAACUCAAAUUGAAAGCAUUUCAUGCCAUCUUUUUAUGUUUUUCGUAAACAACAUGCAAUAACAUGUGGCAAUCCUGGGGAGAUUUUGAAUGGAUAUUAUAAUGCGUCAAAUGCUGAAUUUGGAAGCACAGUUUCAUUUUACUGUAACACUGGGUUCAAGUUAGUUGGUAAUGUCCAUCGUACUUGUGAAGCUAAUGGUUGGAGUGGUCAAACUCCAAUAUGUGAAGUUGUCAAAUGUGAUUAUCUUGAACCGCUUACUAAUGGAAGAACUCCAUACCCAACCGGUGGAGAUUAUUGGGAGCAUGGAAUGGUAGCAGAGUACUCAUGUGACCUUGACUAUUCAUUGAUUGGUGCAGAAGAACUUGUUUGUACAGAGACUGGAGAGUGGAACAAUAAGCCUCCAAUUUGCAAAGCUGUCCACUGCAAGCGUCCAGAACUGCCUGAAAAUGCCAACAUUGUAGCAGGAUUUGGACCCAGUUAUAAGUAUCGUGAAACAAUAACUUACAGAUGCGAGCAUGGUUAUAAAAUUGAUGGCGACAAUGUCAUUGAAUGCAAUGAGAACAGUGAAUUCUCACCACCGCCACCCACCUGUCAACUAUCUGGAUGCAGGGAACCUAUGCCAAUCAAACACGGAGAAAUAACAAAUAAGAGACCUGUAUACGAGUUACACGAAGAAAUUACCUAUGAGUGUAGAUGGGGCUAUAUACUGGUUGGCCAAAAGGUCAUUCGGUGUGUGGAGAAUCACAGAUUUGAGCCGUCGCCACCUGCAUGCAGAAGAAGUAGGUAA
Molecule: messenger RNA, 1338 nt
Organism: Rhincodon typus (whale shark)
Lineage: Eukaryota; Metazoa; Chordata; Chondrichthyes; Orectolobiformes; Rhincodontidae
Product: C4b-binding protein alpha chain-like
Exons: 6
Coding region: 574-1338 (254 amino acids)
Source: RefSeq, a predicted model, not a curated record